Clupea harengus (Atlantic herring) is the source of this 2503-nucleotide messenger RNA. Its product is annotated as sodium- and chloride-dependent GABA transporter 2-like. The record is from RefSeq and is a predicted model, not a curated record. The transcript is spliced from 17 exons. Bases 550 to 2322 code for a protein of 590 amino acids. Lineage: Eukaryota; Metazoa; Chordata; Actinopteri; Clupeiformes; Clupeidae. Gene Ontology annotation, biological process: amino acid transport; sodium ion transmembrane transport; nitrogen compound transport. Gene Ontology annotation, cellular component: plasma membrane; cell projection. Gene Ontology annotation, molecular function: gamma-aminobutyric acid:sodium:chloride symporter activity.
GUGUAAUUGAUUAUGUGGUAGUGAAUUCUGCACUAAACCAUACACAAUCACUUUUAUACGAAUACGUCAAAAGGGCUUGAACCUUUUCAGCCUGCGUGGUCAUGGGACUCAUGUUACAAGAAAUAAUCCCUUCUUUCUUCUAAGAUGAUGGCAUAACACUAAACUCUAGUCCAACUCGAAAAGAAGGGAUCCUGAUUAUGAAAAUGUAAGGUUUUAAAACCUUUUUUUUUCCUGACAAUUGGUAAAUAGAAAGCAUGUGCAGAUAACCAUCACAGACGAACUUAACUGAUUCAUUUUGGAUUAUUAUCAACGGCAGCACAAAGACACACCCCCACUAGCUGCUGCUGCCACAGCCACAAGAUCUGAAGCCAUUCCCAAGCACAUCUAGCCUUCUCCCUCUGAAAGGUUGCCUUGGAACAUCAAUACUGGGAUUUAAAGCUCCUACAAGCUCUUUCUCACCACUGGAUUCACGCCAGGGUGGAUGGGUGUCAGUCGAACCAGCCCAACGACUGCACACUCAGCCUGGCCAAGUGUCCAUCCAUUAUCACCAUGACCAGCGGGAGCAAAGCAGACGUCAUUCCUGACAGAGAUGAACACGCGAGGACGCACGUCAGAGGCAACUGGGGAAGCAAGGCAGAAUACAUCUUAACCGUCAUGGGAGCUAUCAUUGGGCCCGGCAAUGUGUGGAGGUUCCCUUACCUGUGCUAUAAGAAUGGAGGAGGUGUGUUCUUCAUCCCUUACCUGCUGUUCCUGUUCACCUGUGGCAUUCCUCUCUUCUUCAUGGAGACGGCGCUGGGGCAGUACACCAGUCAGGGAGGGAUCACCUGCUGGCGCAAGAUCUGCCCGCUAUUUCAAGGGGUGGGUUAUGCCAGUCAUCUGAUCAUCUGCUUCAGCGCCAGCUCCUACAUUGUGAUCCUUGCGUGGGCAUUCUUCUACCUCUUCUCCUCCUUCAGUGCAGAACUACCCUGGGUCAACUGUGACAACAUCUGGAACACUGACUCCUGCAUGGCCUACACUAAGGCCUCAAACAGCACCUCCAGAGCCAACGGGACGCUGCCAGUGGUGGAGUUCUGGCAGAACAGGGUAUUACACAUCUCCCAUGGGAUUGAGGACCUGGGGAGUGUGCAGUACCAGCUGGCCCUGUGUCUCCUACUGUGCUGGGUGAUAUGUUACUUCUGUGUGUGGAAGGGAAUUAAGUCUACAGGGAAGGCUGCGUACUUCACGGCUACAUUCCCAUACGUGACCCUCCUGGCUCUGUUGUGUCGUGGCGUCACCCUCCCUGGCGCCCUGGAUGGCAUCAUCUACUACCUCUACCCCGACGUCUCUCGCCUGGCCGACCCACAGGUUUGGAUGGAUGCAGGCACACAGAUCUUCUUCUCCUAUGCCAUCAGCUUGGGCUUCCUCACGUCUCUAGGCAGCUACAACACCUACAACAAUGACUGCUACAAGGACUCGUUCGUGUUGUGUCUGCUGAAUAGUGGCACCAGUUUCAUCUCGGGCUUCGCCAUUUUCUCCAUACUGGGGUACAUGACCCAUGAGCAAGGUGUGAACAUCGCAGAGGUGGUGGAUUCUGGUCCUGGACUGGCAUUCAUCGUGUACCCGAGGGCAGUGGCCAUGAUGCCGGUGCCACAGGUGUGGUCAGCUUGUUUCUUCAUCAUGAUCAUCCUCUUAGGGUUGGACAGCCAGUUUGUAGGCCUGGACUGUCUGAUGACGUCACUAGUGGACAUGUUCCCCUCUACACUACGCAGGGGCUUCAGACGGGAGCUGCUCCUGCUGGCCAUCUGCACCACAGCAUUUCUGUUCGGCCUCAGCUUCGUGACACAGGGGGGACUGUACAUUCUACAGCUGAUGGACCAUCACGUGUGCAGCGGAACUACCCUUCUCAUCCUGUCCUUCUGCCAGUGUUUCAGCAUAGCCUGGGUCUACGGUGCUGAACGUUUCUAUGGCAACAUAACGGACAUGAUCGGGUACAGACCAGCGCCUGUGAUGAAGUACUGCUGGCUCUUCAUCACCCCUGCUGUGUGUUUGAGCACAUUGAUCUUUUCCAUUGUGAAGUACUCUCCUCUGAAGUUCAGCAACACGUACGUGUACCCCGUCUGGGCCAACGUCAUCGGCUGGUUUCUGGCCACCAUCUCUCUUUCUCUCAUCCCUCUCUGGAUCAUCUACAAACUCUAUCUGGGUGAAGGCUCCCUGAAAGAGCGAUUUCUCCAGCUAUGCCGUCCAAUCGAUGAUCUCCCUCUGAAUCACCAGUACAAACCAGCCACCCUUCACCUAACUGUUUCCUCCAAUGGUGUUUCUGCAGUGGACUAUAUGAUGAGAUGAGGCUUUUGGAAGGCUUUUUACAGGACUCUUUUUACUAUUGGACCAUUGACUAUUGGAUGAGAUUUUUGGCAAAACUACAAAAUGACCAUCUGAGGAAUAAAUAGAUCUGGCAGAAGAAACCGAUCUAGUGGAUGUGGAUCUGUGAUACAUCAGAGUCAUAUAUACGAGACUCAUCAGCUCU